Cavia porcellus (domestic guinea pig) is the source of this 9044-nucleotide messenger RNA. RefSeq names its product ELKS/RAB6-interacting/CAST family member 1 (gene Erc1). The record is from RefSeq and is a predicted model, not a curated record. The transcript has 19 exons. Lineage: Eukaryota; Metazoa; Chordata; Mammalia; Rodentia; Caviidae. Gene Ontology annotation, biological process: maintenance of presynaptic active zone structure; regulation of synaptic plasticity; neuromuscular synaptic transmission. Gene Ontology annotation, cellular component: cytoskeleton of presynaptic active zone. Gene Ontology annotation, molecular function: structural constituent of presynaptic active zone. Bases 290 to 3640 code for a protein of 1116 amino acids.
UACGGUGGUAGGAGCCGGGCGGGACCUGUCGCUUUUUGCCUGUCGCUGGCACUAAGGCGUUUGCCUAUUCUCACCGGCUCCGCUCUCCGGCCCUGGCUCGGCAGGGCAGCGCGCCCUAGGGAAGGGCGGAGCUGUAGAUAUGGCGUAAGAUACUUCUUCAGGAUUGGAUCUGGUGACCUGUUAUUUCUGAUAGCUUUAAGCUGACUUGCAGACAAAGAGAAACCUCACGGAGUUCCAGUUUUUUAUUUUGCUAUACAUCUUUUUUGGCACCUAAGUUCACCUUGCAACCAUGUAUGGGAGUGCUCGCUCAGUUGGGAAGGUGGAACCAAGCAACCAGAGCCCUGGGCGUUCACCCAGGCUUCCACGCUCCCCUCGCUUAGGUCAUCGUCGGACCAAUAGUACUGGAGGGAGUUCUGGAAGCAGUGUUGGAGGUGGCAGUGGCAAAACUCUUUCAAUGGAGAAUAUACAAUCUUUAAAUGCUGCCUAUGCUACAUCUGGUCCUAUGUACCUAAGUGACCAUGAAAAUGUAGGUUCAGAAGCCCCUAAAAGCACCAUGACUCUUGGCCGUUCUGGGGGACAUCUGCCUUAUGGUGUUAGAAUGACUGCUAUGGGCAGUAGCCCCAAUAUAGCCAGUAGCGGAGUUGCUAGUGACACUAUAGCAUUUGGAGAGCAUCACCUCCCUCCUGUGAGUUUGGCAUCCACCGUACCUCACUCUCUUCGUCAGGCAAGAGAUAACACCAUCAUGGAUUUGCAGACACAGCUGAAGGAGGUAUUAAGGGAAAAUGAUCUCUUGCGGAAGGAUGUAGAAGUAAAGGAGAGCAAAUUGAGCUCUUCAAUGAAUAGCAUCAAGACCUUUUGGAGUCCAGAACUGAAGAAAGAGCGAGCCUUAAGAAAAGAUGAAGCUUCCAGAAUCACCAUUUGGAAGGAACAGUAUAGAGUUGUGCAGGAAGAAAACCAGCACAUGCAGAUGACAAUCCAGGCUCUUCAGGAUGAAUUGCGGAUCCAAAGAGACCUGAAUCAGUUAUUUCAGCAAGACAGUAGCAGUCGGACUGGUGAACCUUGUGUCACAGAGUUGACAGAAGAGAACUUCCAGAGGCUGCAUGCUGAGCAUGAGCGGCAGGCCAAAGAGCUAUUUCUUCUGCGGAAGACUCUGGAGGAAAUGGAGCUACGUAUUGAAACUCAGAAACAAACUCUAAAUGCUCGGGAUGAGUCCAUUAAGAAGCUUCUAGAAAUGUUGCAGAGCAAAGGACUUUCUGCUAAAGCUACUGAGGAAGACCAUGAGAGAACAAGACGACUGGCAGAGGCAGAGAUGCAUGUCCACCACCUAGAAAGCCUUUUGGAGCAGAAGGAAAAAGAGAACAAUAUGUUGAGAGAGGAGAUGCACCGGAGAUUUGAGAAUGCCCCUGAUUCUGCCAAAACAAAGGCUCUGCAAACUGUUAUAGAGAUGAAAGAUUCUAAAAUUUCCUCUAUGGAACGUGGGCUCCGAGACCUGGAAGAGGAAAUUCAAAUGCUGAAGUCAAAUGGGGCUUUGAGUACAGAAGAGCGGGAGGAAGAAAUGAAGCAAAUGGAAGUAUAUCGGAGCCAUUCCAAAUUUAUGAAAAAUAAGGUAGAGCAACUGAAGGAGGAACUAAGUUCGAAAGAGGCUCAAGGGGAGGAGCUGAAAAAGAGAGCAGCUGUUCUUCAGGCUGAGAUUGGCCAAGUGAAACAGGAGCUGUCCAGAAAGGACACAGAGCUAUUGGCCUUGCAAACAAAGCUGGAAACUCUCACAAACCAGUUCUCAGACAGUAAGCAGCAUAUUGAAGUAUUGAAAGAGUCACUGACUGCUAAGGAGCAGAGGGCUGCCAUCCUACAGACCGAGGUGGAUGCUCUCCGAUUGCGUUUAGAAGAGAAGGAAACCAUGCUGAAUAAAAAGACGAAGCAAAUUCAGGAGAUGGCUGAGGAGAAGGGGACACAAGCUGGAGAGAUACAUGAUCUAAAAGACAUGCUGGAUGUGAAGGAGAGGAAAGUUAAUGUUCUUCAGAAGAAGAUUGAAAAUCUUCAAGAACAGCUAAGAGAUAAGGAAAAGCAGAUGAGCAGCUUAAAAGAACGAGUCAAAUCCCUGCAGGCUGAUACUACCAACACUGACACUGCCCUGACAACUCUGGAGGAGGCCCUUGCUGAGAAAGAGCGGACAAUUGAGCGCUUAAAGGAACAGAGGGACAGAGAUGAGCGAGAGAAGCAAGAAGAAAUUGAUAACUAUAAGAAAGAUCUUAAAGACCUGAAAGAAAAAGUUAGCCUAUUACAAGGCGAUCUCUCAGAGAAAGAGGCUUCACUGUUGGAUCUGAAAGAGCAUGCUUCUUCCCUGGCUUCCUCAGGCCUAAAAAAGGACUCACGACUUAAGACACUAGAGAUUGCUCUGGAACAGAAGAAGGAAGAAUGUUUGAAAAUGGAAUUGCAGUUGAAAAAGGCACAUGAGGCAACAUUGGAAGCCAGAGCCAGUCCAGAGAUGACUGACCGAAUACAGCAAUUGGAGAGAGAGAUUUCUAGGUACAAAGAUGAAUCCAGCAAGGCCCAGACAGAGGUUGACCGCCUCUUGGAAAUCUUGAAGGAGGUAGAAAAUGAGAAGAAUGAUAAAGAUAAGAAAAUAGCUGAAUUGGAAAGGCAAGUGAAAGACCAAAAUAAGAAGGUAGCAAAUCUGAAGCACAAGGAACAAGUGGAAAAGAAGAAGAGUGCGCAGAUGCUAGAGGAGGCCCGGAGGAGGGAGGACAACCUCAACGACAGCUCCCAGCAGCUGCAGGACAGUCUCCGUAAGAAGGAUGACAGGAUUGAAGAACUGGAAGAAGCAUUGAGAGAAAGUGUACAGAUAACUGCAGAGAGAGAAAUGGUGCUGGCACAAGAGGAAUCAGCCAGGACCAAUGCUGAAAAACAGGUGGAAGAGCUGUUGAUUGCCAUGGAAAAAGUAAGACAAGAAUUAGAGUCUAUGAAAGCUAAGCUGUCUUCUACCCAGCAGUCUCUGGCAGAAAAGGAAACUCAUUUGACCAAUCUUCGGGCAGAGAGAAGGAAACACUUAGAGGAAGUUCUGGAGAUGAAGCAAGAAGCUCUCUUGGCUGCUAUUAGUGAAAAAGAUGCCAAUAUAGCUCUUUUGGAGCUUUCAUCCUCUAAGAAAAAGACCCAAGAGGAAGUGGCUGCACUAAAGCGUGAGAAGGAUCGCCUGGUGCAGCAGCUUAAACAGCAGACACAAAAUCGAAUGAAGCUAAUGGCAGACAACUAUGAGGAUGACCACUUCAAGUCCUCCCAUUCUAAUCAGACAAAUCAUAAACCCUCCCCCGAUCAGAUCAUCCAACCCCUUUUAGAACUUGACCAAAAUAGAAGCAAGUUAAAGUUGUAUAUUGGACACCUGACAGCCCUCUGCCAUGACCGAGACCCCCUCAUCCUUCGUGGACUCACUCCACCAGCUUCUUACAACUUGGAUGAUGACCAGGCAGCUUGGGAGAAUGAGCUGCAGAAGAUGACCCAGGAGCAGCUUCAGCAUGAGUUAGAAAAGUGUGAGCGGGACAAUGCAGAACUGCAGGAGUUUGCCAACGCCAUCCUUCAACAGAUAGCAGACCAUUGCCCUGACAUCCUGGAGCAAGUUGUCAAUGCCCUGGAGGAGUCAUCCUGACCCUGCCUUAUGGGAAGUGGCCAACCCAGCAGCUGAGAGAGUCAAGGAGCCAAGAAAAAGAUAGUACAAGGGAUAGGCAUCCAGGAGCAUCUUGGCACCAAACAUUACAAACUGCACCCUGUCUUGCUCACUUGAAGAAGUGUGGUUCCAGCCUGUUUCUAUAUCUGUCAUCUUACUCUGCCUUUCUGCUUCAAAUGUUGUCUGUGCAUUAAUUUUCUUGGUGUCCAAAGCAGGCAAACGGCUGUGUCUCCAUGAAGAACUGACCUCCUCUCAUCAGAAGUAGGGAGCUGUGGAAGCUAGUGCUCUACCCUCAGAGGGACAUGAAGUAAAGAGCCCACUCCCUUCUGUCCUCUGACAGGACAGCCACAUCUGGAAUCUCUCCAGAAUUCAGCAGAGUGAGCAAAUUCUCAUGUGGAGCAGAAUGUUGAGUGGUCUAAUAUCACAGUGGGUGCUUUCUCCCAAAAGGGUGAAAAUAUUUCAAAAAGCAUAGAUAAAGAGAUAGGGAAAGAGAGAUCAAAGAGGAAGAGGCAGCCAGCUUCUCUUUUUAUUCUCAUUUGUGUUUGUUUUUCCUAUAUAGUGGUUAUAGAAGUCGGGGACAGAGGCUGACCUGUGCUGGUUUAGCUAGCGCUAACCUCCACGUGUGUCUUCACACCGGCCCUGUCGGCCUUAUCUUCUUUGCUCUGAUCCUCCUCCAUAACAGGAGGAUGUAAGUGGUCCUUCCCCUGUUCCUCUUCUCAUGCUUCGUUGCUAGAUAAGUAUUUCUAACUGAAAAAAAAAAAAAAAGAAGAGCUUGAUAUAUAGGGCCCUGUUAUCACCUACUGCAGCCUUACUGCUCCAGAAGGUAACGUUCCUUGGGGUUAGACUAGUUUCUCCCUACAUCUCCCAGAAUGCCUCCUGCCUCCCUACACCUGCACCCUUCUCCUGCAGCACAGUAAUUUCUGAAGCCUGAAUCCUUCACUCCACUUUGCCCCAACCUGUGUUCUCAGAACCCAGGCCUUAUUCACUAUCAGGAACCCUCUUUACACAAAUGAAUUUGUCUUAUGCCACACACAUUCCAUCCUGCAUUCCUUCAUUCAGAGAAUACUUAUGAAAAUCCCUACAGAGUACAAGUCAGUGUGUCACGUAGCCAUCCUUGAAAGUGUCUCUUUUCGGGGCUGGAGAUUUAGCUCCGCGGUAUAAGCGCCUGCCUUGCAAGCAGGCAGUCGUGAGUUCGAUCCCCGGUACCAAUAAAAAGGAAAAAAGCCAAAAAAUUAAAAAGAAAAAGAAAAUGUCUCUUUUCAAUGAGGGAAAGGUAUGGUAGGUUCUUUGACACAUACUUGGUUAAGUCAAAGCAGUAAGCAUUAUAUCUUUCCCUACUCCCAUCUGAAUGGUGGCUUUAGGAGAGAUUUUAAAAUCCCACAAGGUCAGCAUUUCUCAUUAUAAAGGAAUUGAUGCAUUUGGAUUUUCAUCACCUGUUUGUAGUGUCCCAUUUGAUGGGCCAGGAUUUGGAAUAUCCUUAAGAGUAUUCUGUUUAAGGGGCUGGGGAUUUAGCUCAGCAGCAUAAGCGCCUGCCUUGCAAGCAGGCAGUCGUGAGUUCGAUCCCUGGUACCAAUAAAAAGACAAAAAAGCAAAAAAAAGAGUAUUCUGUUUAGGGGACUCUGAGUACCCACUUGUAGAGAGUGAUUUUUUUUCACAUGGAACCCUGAACUCAGCCAGUUCUAUGCUGAAAUCAGAAAGGUGUAGGUCCAGAUGAAGGAAUUAGAAUUUUAGAGACAUUUUUCCCAAGUGUAGACAACGACAGUUGUAAAUAAUUAGGCACCAAGAGAUAAGCACUUGACCCAGAGCUAGCCCUCUGAACACCACAAACCCUCUAAACAUUUUUGUCUUUUUAUCUUGAUUCUCUUUUCUCCUUUCCCAGUUACCCAAAAGAUUUCGUGCUGCAUGAAAAGACCUGAUAGCCAUCAGUUUAUAUUAGAAUCUCCUUGCCUGUCCCAUUAACUUACAUAGUCACUUCUCUAGCCCCCUGCUUCCCUGCUGUAAAACAGUCCCUUCACGUGAGAAAUUGUGGAAUGUUCCUUAUUUAAGGCUUUAAUGGGCUCUGUCCAUAACCCCUCACCAAAAUGCAUUCUGCUGGGCAGCUGGGCAGAGGGGAUGCAAAGGCUGGCCAGUAAGUGGUGGUGACAUUCAGUUACCUCAAUUCUCUUUAUUUAUUGACUGCUGUACGUCUUGUAGAAAAUCUCAUUUUGCCCACCAUAAUGUAAGGAACUGACGCAUGGUAAUGACCUUUACAGCAAUAGGGUGAAAUAGAGAAAGCAUAAGAGGUCAUCCCCAAGGCAGAAGCAUGGCCCUAGCACCCUGGCAUUUUGGUGUGUGGUUUUCACUGUAUCUGAUGUCUUCUCUUUGACUCAACCUCCCUGAGCAACCUCCCCUUCAGAAAGGCUGUAAAGCCCUCUGACAAGUGCUUCUGGGAAGAAAAAUUUCUGGGACAGAUACCUCUAUGCAGCCCUGCAAGGAAUCUCCAUAAUCUUUCUUGGGUGAUGAUCUAGCACCUCAGAUUCUGGGGACUGUGUGGCUAAAGUCUGACAGUAAACAUGGCCUCCCUUUAUAUUGUAGGGUCAAAGUUAAUUCAGUUUCCAGCAGUGAGAGCACCUCAGUGAGUUCACAUCAUUCACUGAGCCAACAUUUAUUAACAACACAACUCCCAUCACACUAGGAUUUAUCAUUCCAUGACCCUCUUGUAGUAUUCAUGACAGUACAGGCCACUGCACUGCCAGGUAGUGUGCAUAGCUUUGAGAACUCACUGCAGGUCUCCUGUAAUCUUCCCCAUACACAUCCGUUCUGUUGACAACUGCAGUUGCCCUUUAAUACUUAAAUCAAGGUCAUUGUGAAGAGGACUAUGAGAAAAGGUGGUAGAAUCCACAUGCUGUGGCCCUGUUGGAGGUAUUUUUCUCCUGCCCCUUUCAGGGGAGAAGUGGUCUUAGGGGUAACUUGGAGGAGGUAAUUUCUGUCCCCUCCCACCUCUUUUGUUUCUCUGCUUGUCAAUAUUGUCUGUAUGAUUCAGCAUUUCUUUAGUCUUUGGUGCAUUGGCUAAAGAAGUGCUGUGUGUUUCUCAUCUUUUCAUAUAUCUGUAUCCCAGAUAGUCUUCGAGUUAUCAGUGAAGUAUCUGAAUUGAGAUUUGCAAGGGAUACCAUGUGGAAAAGACUUUAAUUGAUCUUUAAGAAAUAAGAGACUCCCAAGUUUAUCUCAAGUCUAAAUUUUGUCCUUGAGCCUUACAGGCUAACGAUCUAAGUGCAUUGCUUUCUUUACAUUGGAAUUUCAGACAUCAGAGAAGAGCAGAUUAAAGCCAGGGCCACCUUUGUUGCUGCUAGAAGCAGCAUGACUUGUGACUUUUUGUCAGUUAAAAUACGCUUUUGCAUGAGAAGCUGGUUGGCUCACCAGUCCCCAUCGUGAGUGGAGAAGGGGAGAAAGUCACAGAGUUUUUAGUCCACUGCUGUCUUCAUCCCUGCCCACUGAUGGUCAUGACUGCAUCUGGACUUGCUGACCCAGGAGCCAUCUCUCCCUCCUGUUUGACUGCACCACUUAUGCAUAGGCCCAUCGGCUACUCUCAGGGUUUUCGAGGAAACAGCAAAGCAAGGAAUAUGUUGCUUCAUAAAAUGAGAUCCUCGCGUGGCCUUUCCUAAGUUCCAGUGCACUCUGUGUCAGUGGUGACAGUGACUUUCCUAUCUGCCUCCCCAUCCUCAUUUCCCCACUUGCAAAAGUCCAGCCCUGGGAAGAGCAUGAGGAGAACGGACUGCAGUACAGCAAGCUGCCCUGUGUGAGCCCUGCCCUCCAUCACUGCCAAUUCCUGAUUCUCAGGAAGUGACUGGAACCCUCCAAAGAACAUUUUAAAAUAAUCUACAGUUUUCCCCAUGUGACAGAGAAUAUUAGCCAAAAAGAAAAUAUGCAUUAGUGGAAUCCUUCUGAACAAAAUGGCUGUCUUUACCUACUCUUUUUAAGAAAAACUUUCCAAACUUUUUAGUGUUAAACUAUAACCAAGUGUCUCCUGAAUUCUUUUCAAUAUGUUUAGUGAGUGCUGUGACCCUGUUGUAGGUAUUUUUCUCCUGCCCCUUUCAGGGGAGAAGUGGUCUUAGGGGUAAUUUGGAGGAGGUAAUUUCUGUCCCCUCCCACCUCUUUUGUUUCUCUGCUUGUCAAUAUUGUCUGUGUGAUUCAGAGAAUUGGGGCAGUUACUUUGUGUCCUUUGCUGCAAAUACUAAAACAUUAAAAAAAAAAAAAAAAAAAAGUAGGUGUAGAACUGAAAAAAAAGCUGUUUUUAAAAUGCAAACCAAUAUCAUGUUAAUAAAGAAAUUCAAGCAAUGGGGCAGUCAAACUCCUCCUCAUCCUCCCACGUUGGCUGAGGUAUCAGCCAGGCCAGCCACUUGGGAAAUACAGUGACCACACGCCAGGUAGGUGACUGCCCGGAUGUGGCUGACAACUGCCGAAUAAGAGAAACGAGAAUCUAGGGGCUCGGAGGCUCUCAGUCGUGCCAGGAUUCUCCCAUCCAUCCUCAGGAUCUCUGGGUAAAGGUUUCAGAGUUGGAGACCCAGAACUACCCUUACUCCAUCUAGGUUCCUGCUCAGUGUGCCUAGCAUUGUGUGGCAACUGGCUUUGACUCCUUGGCCCCUGCCUGGCAGGCCACAGGACCUUUUUCCUACCCACUUGGUGCUAUAUCAUCCAUUGACCAUCCGUAAGGUCCACACUGGCCAGCCUGCAAUCCAGGUGCAAUGAAUUGUUCUCAGAACUUGGUUUCUUCUGACUCAGACCCUAAAUUUCUUUCCCUUGAAGCUUUUUAAACCCAGAUCUCCCAGGCCCAAACUCAUUCUCUCAGCCCCAGAGAUGUCAUGGUCAGAAAAGGAAAUGAACCAUGCUGAAGCAAGAACCCACCCCUGGGCCGGAAUGAGCCCUUCAGCCUGCCCUUCUUUCCGUGCCGUACCAGUAUUGCAUCCAUCUUCGGAAACAGCUAGACCUGCCGGGAGGCACUUGCCCCCUGUCAGGCUGGCCUGCCCCACUGCAGAACUAGGAGCCUGCCACACGUUAUCAGGAUAGCCCGCAUGGGCACUUGGAAUUCACUCCCCUAUUUGAGGAGAUACGUGUUGCACUUUAGUGGGGAGCCAAGGAGUACUGGGUACCAGCCCAUUGUAGCUUGAGUCCCCUUUGAUAGCAGUAGCAGCAGCCGAAUGGUGGUAUCUGUGAUGCAAACACACCUGCUGCCUUCCACUGUACACGUGUGUCAUUACUGGAGUCGUGUUGCCAGCUGAAUAAGGACAUUCAAAGAAAUUGUGUUCUGUUCAACUUUGCCUUGUUUAUUAUUGUAAACACUUUGUUCAUUUUUUUCUUUUUUAUUCACAAACUAAAUCCAUCAGGAAAUUACAAAGUUAUUUAAAAACUG